UGCAGCAUUUGGGCUCGUUCUCAUUUGCUGUAGCUGAAGACUUUGCCACUAUGCUAUGAUUGCAGUACUUUCCAUCCCAUUAUAGCAUGAAAAUAUGGAAGGAGGUAACAGUUGUUCCUGAUUGUAUUGUGCCCAGUACUAGUUUGUGUAUGGCGUACAUUCCUGCCAGGUGUUUCUCCAUUUUCUUUCAGUGAGUUAAACGUGAUUUUUAGGUAUUGGAGGAACAUUAUCACUGUAAGCAGCAGGCAGUAGCCUCCAGCUCUGCUGUACUGAGCCAGCUGUUCACAGGCAGAUGCUGCUCAGUACACACUGCCACAAUCAACUCAGUUCUUCAGUCGGUAGCAAGGAAAUUUGCUCAAGGGUUGCUUAUACAGAGGGGUGUCUUUGGAGGGAUUUGAUGGCAGAACAAAGCAGCGCUGCUUCAGUUUUCUGUGCAGAGCUGGCAGUACCCGCAGACAGAAGCCCUGCUCUGUUCCUUUCCUGGCAGCAUUCUCAUGUCUCUGGGAAUAGGAAGUGAGUGAACUGGAACAGUUCUGCUAAAGGCCCAACUACUGUUACAGAGUGGACCCCCUGCUAAAGGGAAUGUUCAGUGAUAUUUAUACUGCGGGUAGAUAAGGCUGUCUCGUGUGCAGGCAGGUGCAUUGGUCGUUACACUGGGCUGCAGACACUCUUUGGGCUGAUAUUGUGAAGCUAAGAAAGCACAAGUUUCUGUGCUGGGACAAGUAGACUUGGAAGACCUUGGUUGCUUCAAAAUUUGGAGGAUGAUUUAUUGCUUUUUGCUUUUUAUAUGCAGUGUUGAGCCAGUAUUCUUCCACCACGUGAAAAGGUUCUGUCUCAGGUAGGACUAAGUGACUUGAAAAUCUCUCAAGGGGAGACUCAGGCUUUUAUGUAACAAACUUAGUUUAUAGUCUGCUAAAUAUUUUUUAUCUUCAGUAUGAAUAAAUGGGGAAUGAGCCUCUCCUUAUGAGUGGUGUGGAUGAAGUGAUUCCCACACGUAUGGUUUGUAAGGCAAUCUGAGACAUGUGGCUUCAUUAAUACGAAGUGCAGGUGUGUUGAAAUGGCAGCUGGCCCUUUUACAUCUCUGCUGUGCUGAUUUGUCGCUUCCACAAUUAACUGUGAGAUCUGUUGCAAGUUACACAGGUAAGCAAAAACUGCAGGCAUAAUGCAUUGCUCACAUUUACCUGGAGCGGUGAGAUUUGUUUUGAUGAUGAUUCCUAGUUAUACUAAUAAAUACUCUCCUGUGAGUGUUCUGUACAGUCACCCCGUUCUGAUGGAAUUCCUCACUCCAGUGACUCCUAUCAAGUCUUCUGUGAGAAUGACAGAGAUACUGUAAUUGUUUGUGCUGCUGUCGAGGAUAUAAUUAACAAGGUUUGACUGGAGCUGUUGUCAGAAUUAGCAUAUUUUUCACACGAAACUCUCUGUUAACAGGGUUAAAAUUCAUAUUUCAGAUGAAUUCGCAAUUUGAUCGGGUUAAUGUAAUAUUUAAUAAGCAACCACUCGCCUUACUAGAACUGUGUUGAAUAAUUCCUUGUAGCCUACAAGGGCUUCCUCAUAGAAGAACAGUUCUCAAACAAGAGCAAGUUUUGUUUUUGCAGGGUGAUGACAUGAGAUGCAUCACUAGAAGCACACACAGCAAUGCCCUGUUGGCUCCUUCCUUCCUUCCUGGCAUAAAUGGAAAGGCGUGCAACCACCAAACCUAUCUAAUUUUAAAAUGGUAUUUGAGGUUAGCAGGAGAUGAUGCAUGCUUGGCCGAAGUAAAACCGAAACAAUAGAAUUCAGGAAACAAUACAAGUUCUGAGCUGGAGAAGCUGACAUUUGAAUACAAAGCAAGCAGUGUGAUGAGGUGCAGGCUGAGAGCUACUGCCUGCUCUAUUUUUACCUACGUGGUUGAAGACGUGGUGAAAAGCUGGGCUGUUUGCUCACAGCAACAAGUAGCAAAGCAGGGUCUGAUUGCUGGCCUGCUCACGCUGGGAAAGGUGAAGGGGGUGGGGUGCAUAACAGUGAAAAUAGCUGAAUUUACCCAUUUCUCAGAGGUUUUAGGGAGGCAUUGAUUUUUGUCAUCAGAAGUUGUUUCUAAAUGGGGUCUCAGCUGAAUUUGCUUUUGACAUUGAAGUCUUGGCAACGCGCUGCUGUGGAAAGUAGGCAAAAUGUGUUACACAAGGGAUGUGCCUUUGUAUUAAUAGGGUGAGAGAAUAUGCCAUAGAUACAGAUGAAUGAACCACUGAUUUGGCAGCUCUGAUGCCCUGAAAGGGCCAUAGGAAGGGAGCAGCCUGCCAGCUGGCAAGGUGAGCUCCUGUUCAGGAACAUACAGCAGCAAGUGUGCAUGCAAAGUGUAAUGAGAGCGUGUACUGAAAUGGGCCCUGCUUAGGUUUGUAUUUCUGUGCUGGGGGGGAUGUGGAACAAGACCUGUGUACUUCAGCAAGAGACGUGCUUUCUUACCCAGGCUCUGUGAUUAACAAACACGAUGAAGUUUGCGCUGCAGGACCAGUUUUUAAUUGGUUACCUCACUCUGUGCUUAAUUCCCUCAAAUUAGAUGCACUUGUUAACUCACUAGGCCAGAAUGUCAGCUCAGACCUUUGAAACAGAGAGAGGCAAUCCCUGCUGGAUUUUAUUUUGUCUUUUUUGAGGUGACUGGCUUGCUGGCUGUAUUACAUAUCCACAACCUCCUUUCUGUUCUUUAUGCUUUAGAGACUGCAAAAGAUGCCCCUUUAUCACUGGGAAGUGAAAAAAUAAAUACCCUGGCAAAGGGUCAGGCUGUGCCUCUGGAAGUUAUUUCCCUCUUUUUCAGCUGCGUACACAAACUGCCAUUUUCUGACAGUGUAUAAAAUAGCUGAAAAUCCUGGGAUGCUUCUCAUAGUGUGCUUUUAUUUUUUCCUCCACCCCUUGGCUCCCCGUACCACUGCAGGUUCCUGCAGGGCUGGAGUCUCCAGUUCAGUAGGUAACGCUGCCAUCUGGUGGGGUCCUUCUGCACAGCACCCUGCCUUGCCAAGGGGACGAGGGGCAUCAGCCCUGAGACUUGGAGGGCUCUCACCCUCCUCUGAUGGCCACCUGAGAAAUAAUAUUGAGAGGUGUGUCAAUACCAAAGCAAAUAUCAAUAGGGUGUGUGCUUUUAAGUGGUAUGAGAAACCUGCUUGUCACCUCUUAGCCCCAGUGCUGCAGUGGCAGUCUUCCCAUGGUGAGACUGUUUGGGGGAAGGGCUCCUGGCUGUGAUAAUGUCACAUGGUGCCUGUGUCCAUUUCAAGCUGCUGCUUGAAGGAUGAAAUGACAACACGUAUUUAAUGUUUCCUAUACACUCACCAGGCGGCUGGGCACUCACCCAUCCACCUGGAUGGCUGUUUAGCUUGGGCUUUGGCUCCCACCGUUGUGGAUCCAUCAUCCGCUAUGGCAAGGGCUGCCAGCAGGCUGAAAGAGACGGGGCUGGGAGCCUGCUUUCCCCUCAGAGUCUCACCAACAGGACCAGGGGGCGGAGGGCUGCCCGGAUGAUGAAGGAUGAGGCUGACCCUGGGCCCACAACUGCUGCUGAUGAGGUGCAGGCCGCAGGGGGCUGCGGUGGGGUGAAGCACGUCAACCUGCGUUGUGGUGACCCUCGAGAGGAAAAGGCUGAUGCCUUUGACUUUCCCUUCCCUUCAAGAAACGUUGAAAAAGUAAUUAAACGAAAGAAAAAGUCCAAAGUCUGGCUUAAAGUCUGGAAAGUAAUUUCAAAAAUGCUCGAAGAAAAUGAAAAGUUCAGACAUCGGCUGUUGACUUGCAGUCAGCUCAAUGGAGAAGGCAAUGAUGUGAACCGGAGUUCACAGAAGGAGACACUCCCCCUGGACAGGGGAGAAGCUGUGUGGGAAGAGUGGGCACAACAGCUUGAGGAAGGAGAAACGCUUGUGAGGAAUGUAGCAAGAAAAUAAAGGAAGAUUCAGACCAAAAGGAAUAUAAAACUAGCAAAAUUGUUAUUCUCUAGAUCUUACUAAAAUUAGUGAGAAGACUACAAAUGAUUUGGAUGAACACUGUUUCUCCGCUGUUUGUUUGGCAUAUAUGUUUCUGCUGUUAAAUAGGUUUGUUUCUAGAGUGGCUUAAAUAGCUUGUUGCAAGAUAUUUGAAGUCAUUAAGUCUAAUAUUUCACUUAGUUAUUAGUUUUUGAAAGCUUUUUUAGUGAGCACUGUGACAGUUUGCUUGUAAAAGAAUAAAGGUGCACAUUUAGUGUUGAUGUCUA
Molecule: messenger RNA, 4201 nt
Organism: Coturnix japonica (Japanese quail)
Lineage: Eukaryota; Metazoa; Chordata; Aves; Galliformes; Phasianidae
Source: RefSeq, a predicted model, not a curated record